This is a messenger RNA of Ochotona curzoniae (black-lipped pika), 623 nucleotides long. RefSeq names its product ring finger protein 181 (gene RNF181). NCBI's taxonomy places the organism in Eukaryota, Metazoa, Chordata, Mammalia, Lagomorpha, Ochotonidae. Gene Ontology annotation, biological process: protein ubiquitination. Gene Ontology annotation, cellular component: cytoplasm. The transcript is spliced from 5 exons. The coding region runs from base 35 to 535 and encodes 166 amino acids. Gene Ontology annotation, molecular function: ubiquitin protein ligase activity. The record is from RefSeq and is a predicted model, not a curated record.
GGGGCCGAACGCUGUGUCAGACAGAGAAACAGCCAUGGCGUCCUACUUUGACGAGCACAACUGCGAGCCGUUGGACCCGGAACGGGAGACCCGAACCAACAUGUUGUUGGAGCUCGCCAGGUGGGUGCGCAGUGCUCGGGGGAGGGGUGAGUCCAGGCAGUCACUUUUCAAUCGGAUGGAUUUUGAGGACUUGGGGUUGAUAAUGGAUUGGGAUCACCACCUGCCCCCACCAGCCGCCAAGGCUGUCGUGGAAAACCUCCCCCGGACAGUCAUCAGGGGCUCUCAGGCUGAGCUCAAGUGCCCCGUGUGUCUUUUGGAAUUUGAGGAGGAGGAGACCGCCAUUGAGAUGCCUUGUCACCAUCUCUUCCAUGCCAACUGCAUCCUGCCCUGGCUAAGCAAGACAAACUCCUGCCCCCUGUGCCGCCAUGAGCUGCCCACUGAUGAUGAUGCUUAUGAGGAGCACAGAAGAGAUAAGGCUCGAAAGCAGCAGCAACAGCACCGACUGGAGUACCUCCACGGAGCCAUGUACACGUGAGGUGGCUGGGAUUACACGCCGGCUGGCAGGCCACCGCAGCUGCCUCUUGCACCUUGAGUCCUCAUUAAAGGUUUCGUUAUGCACCCUG